Scutellospora calospora is the source of this 539-nucleotide messenger RNA. The record is from the annotation of a GenBank genome assembly. NCBI's taxonomy places the organism in Eukaryota, Fungi, Glomeromycota, Glomeromycetes, Diversisporales, Gigasporaceae.
AUGGAUGACAAAGAACAUAGUCAUAACAUUGAUGGGGACGGUGAAAAUAGCUCCGCUGAAAAGCUACGAGCUAAACAAGAAAAAAAGAAUAUGAAAAAAGCGCGAAAAAAAGCGGCUAAAAAUACUGAUAGUUCAACUGUUGAAGACACUUCAGCUAUUACUGCUGCCAAACAAGCAGAAUUACAAGAAAAAGUCAGAAUGCUUGUAAAUCAAUUAGCCAUUCGUGAAGCUAUACAACCUCAGCCAAGUAUUACUAGUUCACAAAGACAAAAGGAUAUGAGCUCUCAUAAAUUUUGGAGUACUCAACCGGUUCCAAAACAUGGUGAAAUAAUUAAUGAUAAUGGUCCAAUAGAAGAGAAUACCCCACAUGAUCAAAUUCGUAAAGAACCAUAUAUUUUACCAAAAGAAUUUGAAUGGUCAAUUUUAGAUUUGAAUAAUGAAAAUGAGCUUAACGAAUUAUACACCUUGCUAACAAAUAACUAUGUCGAAGAUGAUGAUGCUAUGUUCCGUUUCGAUUAUUCUGGUGAUUUCUUGAGAUG